GCCAACCAGCAACCGCAAUCAACAAUCAAAAGUCAAAUUCAUAUAGAGAAUAUCAAAAUCAAAAUACCUACUGACACUUCUCGUGAAUUUCGUAAAUGUAAGAUGAAUAAUAACAGUAUGUCCAAUAUAAAUAGGUUUUCAUUAAUAACGUCAAAUAUUCCUGUUGACUUGGCGUUUGAUUUCAUUACAAAAACUGAUCUACAGCAGUGUUUAGAAUACCUUACAGCAUGGUACUGCAAAGUUGGCUUUAUCCAAUUAUUUGCCAAUGAGAAAAUUUCAAGUUUGGAUACAAUACUAUCUACGGAUUUAAUAAAAAAAGUGAUAGCCAAAUUACCCACAGUGGAUUGUGAUGAUUAUAAACUUCAAAAUGACAUGGAAAAUCAAUUUAAUCAAAAGCUUAGUACAUUAUAUAAUUUUAAUAUAAAAAAGUUUUUAAUCGAUUUUAAAUUACCAAACAAUUCAGCUAAUUUGGCUCGAAUGGUAUGUAAAUAUUCAAAUAAACCAAUUAUGUUUAAUUUUAAUGUACCAGCAUUAGAAAAUGCUUGGGACUCUUGGAAUACUUUUAGAAACAUGACUGGUUAUAGUAUACAAAUUGCUAUAGUUUUGUGCCUCACUAAAUAUGUGCCAACUCAUGAUGAGAUAAGUCGAUGGAUUGGUGAACCUGUGUGUGCUUUAUCUAUUAGUACAAACCUUUUCAAUUUAAACAAAAAAGGAAAUCCAGUACUCAAUGAAGACCAUGAAAAUAUUUUGAAAAUAGCAAUACAACAAAAAUGGACAAUUAUUUUAUCAGGCGAACCGUUACCAAAUAUGAGAGACUAUUUUUAUUACAUUAUAUUUAUUUCUAAGAACAUUCAUAUCCCAGCUCCAGUAAUUUUGUGUGAUGAUCUUCUACAACUACCCUUGCAACCACUCAGGGACAAUCUUAUGUCUUGUGUAUAUCAUGUUUUUGAACAGGAUCCAGUUAAAUAUACACAAUACCAAAAGGCAAUACAUUUGGCGAUCAUAGACAAAAAGGUAAAAAAUAUUGUUAUAGCUGUUAUUGGUGCCGGUCGAGGUCCUCUAGUUAAAGCCAGUUUGCGGGCUGCAGAUUUAGCAGCCGUAAAUGUUAAGGUAUAUGCAGUUGAAAAAAAUGAAAAUGCCAUACCGACACUACUUAUGUAUCAAAAAAACAUUUGGGGUAAAUCUGUUGAUGUGGUUUUCAGUGAUGGGCGAGAAUGGGACCCACCUGAGAAGUGUGACAUAAUGGUGUCUGAACUUUUGGGAUCGUUUGGAGACAAUGAAUUGUCACCGGAAUGCCUAGAUGGAGCUCAGAAGUGUUUGAAAGAUGAUGGGAUAAGUAUACCUUGUGAAUAUUCAUCCUAUUUAAGACCUGUAAUGUCACAUAAACUGUAUAGUCAGACUAUAAGAAAUGAAGCCAUCGAUGAGUCAUGCAUAGCAAAGUCGAAAGAUGCUGCAUUUGAACAGUCGUACAUUGUUUUACAACCAAAUAGUUAUAAACCAACCAAGACCAAAAAAUUAUUUUCGUUUUAUCACCCCAAAAAAAAACUGGAAAGCAAUGCUCGGUAUAAAUGCCUUAAUUUUGAAAUAACUUCUAACAUGCAAUUGCAUGGUUUUAGUGGUUAUUUUGAUGCAGUACUGUAUAAAAAUAUCAUAAUAAGUAUUGAACCUUUAACUGAGAGUUUUGGUAUGUUCAGUUGGUUUCCUAUUUAUUUUCCAAUCAAAGACACAAUGUUUGUUAAAUCGGGUAAUAUUAUAUCUGUGCAUUUUUGGAGGUGCUGCGAUAAUUAUAAAGUGUGGUACGAAUGGUGUGUAUCUUCUCCAAACCAAACACCUAUUUAUAAUUGCCAAGGAAAAUCAAAUUCUAUAAGACUAAUAAAUUAAGUAAAUACUAUUUUUUUAUUGUAUUUGUUAUAUUUUUAUAUUAUUGACUGAUAUCUUUUAAAUUGUAAUAUUAAAUUUCCUAUUUACCCAUGUUGAACAUGAAAUAAUUAGACUUAUGUAUUAGUUAAUUAUGCAUUUAGUUAUGUAAUACAUAUUUUAUAAUAA
Messenger RNA from Acyrthosiphon pisum (pea aphid), 2046 nucleotides. Its product is annotated as protein arginine N-methyltransferase 5. The record is from RefSeq and is a predicted model, not a curated record. NCBI's taxonomy places the organism in Eukaryota, Metazoa, Arthropoda, Insecta, Hemiptera, Aphididae. Gene Ontology annotation, biological process: peptidyl-arginine methylation; regulation of DNA-templated transcription. Gene Ontology annotation, cellular component: cytosol; nucleus. The coding region runs from base 103 to 1881 and encodes 592 amino acids. The transcript is spliced from 2 exons.